AUGGAUCAUUCAAUAAAGAAGCGCAAGCGCAGAGAGGCCGAGGAUGCCGCGCCGGCCAAGACAAACGGCGCCGACAGAAUCUCCAAAAAGACGAAAAAGGCCAAGAAGCCUUCCCCCGAAGAGGAGGAAGUAGAGGACGAUGACGAAUUCGAGGGUUUUGACGAGGAGCAAGAAGAUGUAAAAGAUGGAGAAGAAGCAAGCUCUGAAGAACAGGCCGAGGAAGACGAAGACGACAAAGCGAACGGCACCGAUCUGCCGACCGAUAAUGCACCCAUACUUCCCAUGGCUGCCGACGCCCAGUCCUUUGACGAGCUGAAGCUUUCAGAGAAGACGAUGAAAGCUAUCAAGGAGAUGGGAUUCACCAAGAUGACUAGCAUUCAGAAGAGCGCUAUCCCUCCUCUGAUGGCUGGCAAGGACGUUCUGGGUGCGGCCAAGACUGGUUCCGGUAAAACGCUCGCUUUUCUGAUUCCCGCCAUUGAGAUUCUCUCGUCGCUGCGAUUCAAGCCCCGCAACGGUACCGGCGUCAUCGUCGUCUCGCCGACGCGCGAGCUGGCGCUGCAGAUUUUUGGCGUCGCGCGCGAGCUCAUGAAGCACCACUCGCAGACGUACGGCAUCGUCAUGGGCGGCGCCAACCGCAAGGCCGAGGCCGAGAAGCUCUCCAAGGGUGUCAACCUGAUCAUCGCCACGCCUGGCCGCCUGCUCGACCACCUCCUCUCCACGCCCUUUGUCUUUAAGAACCUCAAGUCUCUCAUCAUUGACGAGGCCGACCGCAUCCUCGAAGUUGGUUUCGAGGACGAGAUUCGCCAGAUUGUCAAGGUGCUCGCCAACGAUGACCGCCAGACCAUGCUCUUCUCCGCCACGCAGACGACAAAAGUCGAAGACCUCGCGCGCAUAUCGCUGCGGCCGGGCCCGCUCUACAUCAACGUCGACGAGGAAAAGGAGUUUAGCACCGUGGACGGCCUGGAGCAGGGCUACGUGCUGUGUGAUGCGGACAAGCGAUUUAUCCUGUUGUUUUCGUUUUUGCGCCAAAUGCACCAGAAGAAGAAAAAGGUUAUUGUCUUCUUUUCCAGCUGCAACUCGGUCAAGUACUACGCCGAGCUGCUCAACUACAUCGACUGCCCCGUGCUGGACCUGCACGGCAAGCAAAAACAGCAGAAGCGCACAAACACAUUCUUUGAGUUUAGCAACGCUCCUUGCGGUAUUUUAAUCUGCACGGAUGUCGCUGCCCGUGGUCUCGAUAUCCCCGCCGUCGACUUCAUCGUCCAAUUCGACCCUCCGGACAAUACGCGCGACUACAUUCACCGCGUCGGCCGCACGGCCCGCGGUGCGGGCAAGACGGGCCGCAGCUUGCUCUUCCUGCAGCCCAACGAGGUGGGCUUCCUGUCGCACCUCAAGGCGGCGCGCGUGCCCGUCGUCGAAUUCGAGUUCCCCGCCAAGAAGAUUAUCAAUGUGCAGUCGCAGCUCGAGAAGCUGAUUGGCAAGAAUUUCUACCUGCAGCAGAGCGCCAAGGAGGCGUUCAAGUCGUACCUGCACGCGUACGCGAGCCACAGCCUGCGCUCCGUCUACGAUGUCAACAAGCUUGACCUGGCCAAGGUCGGCAAGGGCUUCGGCUUUCCCACGCCGCCGCGCGUCGACAUCACGCUGGGCGGUUCCAUGAGCAGGGAGAGGGUGCAGGGACGGCGGUCAUAUGGCAGCCAGCCUCAGCAAAAGUUUAGUGGCAAACGGCGUUGA
Beauveria bassiana ARSEF 2860 is the source of this 1731-nucleotide messenger RNA. RefSeq names its product DEAD/DEAH box helicase. Lineage: Eukaryota; Fungi; Ascomycota; Sordariomycetes; Hypocreales; Cordycipitaceae. The transcript has 3 exons. The record is from RefSeq and is a predicted model, not a curated record. Gene Ontology annotation, cellular component: nucleolus. The coding region runs from base 1 to 1731 and encodes 576 amino acids. Gene Ontology annotation, biological process: maturation of LSU-rRNA from tricistronic rRNA transcript (SSU-rRNA, 5.8S rRNA, LSU-rRNA). Gene Ontology annotation, molecular function: nucleic acid binding; ATP binding; RNA helicase activity.